AGUGAGAAAAAAAAAAAAAAGAACGGGGCGGUAGCCGGUAAAAACCAACCUCCACGCGACUUUCUUUCUCCAUUUCCCUGAAUUCUGCUGAGUUCUGACGUCAUAUUCUACAAUCAAAACUCAAGAGCGAAGAAACCACACUCUCGCUCGCUCAACGCACUACCAUACUGAACACUGAAACAAGCUUCAAAAAUGGCGGAUGAAGCGCUCGAUAAUGACAACUCACAAGAUAUCGAAUCCAAAAUCAAGUCUGCCAUCCUCUCUCGUUCCUCUUACUUUCAGGACCCGAACCAAGCCAAUUCGUUGACGUUUGAGAAUGUGCGGAGGGUACUGGAGAAGGAUUUAGGGUUAGAAACUCACGAUUUGGAUACUCACAAACGAUUCAUUAAGCAGUGCGUUAAAACGUACAUAGAAUCCUCUACUGCUGGCAGCUUGUCCAAGAGCCAAUUUGAUGCUGAGGGAAAUGUUGUCUCUCCAACUAAAGAACAAUCUGUAGAUGAUAAGAAUGAAACAGAGGAGCCAAGCUCUGGUGGUACAGAAACAAUGGAAGACUCUCCUGUUAUGGGUUUAAUGACUGGACAAAAGAAAGAAAAAACCAACAAUGGAGCUCAAGACAGUGAAAGUAAACAUAUACCAAGUGAGACCACAAUAAAGAAGGCCAUUUGGACUCGAGCAUCUUAUCUCAUAGAGAAUUCCGAGAGCAUUACAAAUGCUGGACUGCGUCGGCUCUUGGAGGAAGACCUUGAAUUUGAAAAACAUACAUUGGAUCCUUUUAAGAAGUUCAUUAGUCAGCAAGUGGAGGAGGUAUUAAACUCACCUGAGGUUCCUCAAGCAACUGUGAGUGAGGAGAAGGAAAUUCUCGAGAACGAUUUUGGUCGAAAAGUGUCUUCCAAAGCAAGUAAUGAAGCACUUGUUUCUUCAGGGAAUGAGAGUGAUGAUGUUAAAGAAGAGGAAGUGAAAGUUACAAAAAAAAGUGCUCCAAAAAAGCGACAAAAAUCAGUGGCUGUCAAAAAACGUAAAAGAGCUGAAGCAAACAUUAAAGGAGCUAAAAGAAAGCAAAGUAAGACCCCAAAAUCCUCUGAAGGAAGUGAUGAGGAAAAGGGUGAUGUUUCUGAGGCUGAUAAUUCUGAUUCACCUGGUGAGAAACCCGUGAAGAAAGAGAUUCUUAAACCUUCAUAUGGAAAGCAAGUGGAGCGUCUAAAAUCAGUCAUCAAAUCUUGUGGCAUGAGUAUUUCCCCUGCUAUUUACAAAAAAGUUAAACAGGCGCCUGAAAACAAGCGUGAAGCCUGUUUAAUAAAGGAGCUUGAAGAGAUGCUUGCGAAGGAGGGAUUAUCCACUAAUCCUUCUGAAAAAGAAAUUAAGGAUGUAAAGAAAAGAAAAGAAAGAGCAAAAGAACUUGAGGGCAUAGAUCUGAGCAAUAUUGUUGCAAGUUCUCGUCGACGGUCCACUGCUAGCUUUAUUCCUCCACCGAAGCCAAAAAUACCAGAUUUGAGUGAAAGUGAGUCAGAAGACAGUGAGAACGAUGAUGAAGAGGAGGAAGAGGAAGUGGACGAGGAAGUAGAGAAUGAUGAAGAUCAAGGGAACGGUGGCAAUGAAAGUCAAAGUGAGGAUUCUGAUAAAGGUAUUAUCUUCCACUUGUCACUCUUUCAACCUAACCAACCACGUUACUCAUUCACGAAUUAUCGAAUAUAAUACAACUAGACGCGUCAAACAGUCGGGCAGGUGGGUUUCAGGUUGGGUUGUAAAUAUAUGUUUGAUCCUUAAUGCUUGUGUUUAGGUUGGCUUUUUGACGCUAUGACUCGUCUUUUUCUAGUUACGUAGAAUUACUAACAUACGGUGUGCUCUUCCAUGCUGCAGUUCUGAUUUUUUUUUCUUUUGCAGGUAAGAGUGAUAGUGAUUAAUUCUAAACAGGCUUCACCUGAAAAAUAAAGGGCUACCACUGAUGAAUUUGACAGUGAAAAGUUCUAUAAGUUGGAGAUGUACCUAUGUAAUUUUUUUAGUAUCCUUAGAUUUAUGAUGUUUAGGAAAGUGCGUGUAUUUACUAUUUAGGUCUUGGAUUUGGUUUAGAUCCUCAAUUAUGAUUUUACAAGUUGAUGACAAAUGACAAUUGACAAUAGGAAUGAACUUGCCAGAAAAAAAUGACUGGAAGGCCGGUGCAUUCUGCAAUUUAGAAUAGCUUCAAUUGUGGUGUGUAACUGAUAAAUCAAUUUUCAUUAAUGUUUUGCUUACAGAUUACACAUUUUAGAAUAUUGCAGUCGGACAAGAUGACACUCUGAGCUUCAUGUUAAAUUUUUUAAACGGUUUUUUUA
This is a messenger RNA of Amaranthus tricolor (Joseph's coat), 2309 nucleotides long. RefSeq lists its product as uncharacterized. Bases 193 to 1692 code for a protein of 499 amino acids. NCBI's taxonomy places the organism in Eukaryota, Viridiplantae, Streptophyta, Magnoliopsida, Caryophyllales, Amaranthaceae. The transcript has 8 exons. Gene Ontology annotation, cellular component: nucleus. The record is from RefSeq and is a predicted model, not a curated record.